UCUCAAAUCUGUUAAUAUUUAUAGGUUAUUCAGAGGCAAUGUUUUGAAAUUGAAAGAAAUAAUCUCAGUUCGAUAAAUCAGAUUUGCAUGUUGUAUAUUACUGCCACUGUUACCUAAUUGAUAAAGAUAUUUAAUAGUUAAGGGUAAGAUGGUUUGUGAGAAAUGUGAAAAGAAGUUGAGCAAAGUGAUUACACCUGAUCCUUGGAAGAGUGGAGCCAGGAACACCACAGAGGGUGGUGGACGUAGAAUUAAUGAGAACAAAGCACUGACAGGCUCAAAAAAUAGGUUUAAUCCGUACACAACAAAGUUCGAGACAUGCAAGAUUUGUCGACAAAAGGUGCAUCAACCUGGAGCUCACUAUUGUCAAGCGUGCGCGUACAAGAAGGGAAUUUGCGCGAUGUGCGGAAAGAAGAUGAUGAGUACAAAGAAUUAUAAGCAAUCGUCUGCUUAACGCACGAUUAUAUUAUAUAAGAAACAAUGCGAAUGUUAUUUAUUGAUUUUAGUAAGAAUAUUGAAAACGCAUAUUAAAUGAUUAUUAUAUAUUGUACAAAGUAUUUACGUUUACUUCUAUCACGUUUUAUCAUCGA
Messenger RNA from Nicrophorus vespilloides, 587 nucleotides. Its product is annotated as cysteine-rich PDZ-binding protein. Gene Ontology annotation, biological process: cytoplasmic microtubule organization. Gene Ontology annotation, molecular function: microtubule binding; PDZ domain binding. The transcript has 2 exons. The record is from RefSeq and is a predicted model, not a curated record. The coding region runs from base 149 to 451 and encodes 100 amino acids. Lineage: Eukaryota; Metazoa; Arthropoda; Insecta; Coleoptera; Silphidae. Gene Ontology annotation, cellular component: dendrite.